AUGUCUGGCAACACGGGCAAGCAAACAUCAGGCCUAACUAGCAUUCCGUGCAUCACAGACCCAUCAUCCCCGCUCACGGCUUCGUACACCUAUCACUCACCAACCCCAACCGCUGCGGGACCUUAUAUUCUGGGCGUCGAUGAAGCCGGAAGAGGACCAGUCUUGGGUCCGCUCGUCUAUGGGGUAGCAUACUGCCCUGCUUCCUACCAGGAUGAGCUGGAUGGACUUGGAUUCGCGGACUCGAAGGCACUGACAGCGAGCACACGGUUGUCACUCUUGGGAACGUUGUGCUCGGACGCAUCGAACCUCGGCUGGUCAGUCCGGGUCCUGAGUCCGCAAGCAAUUUCUGGUGGCAUGCUCCGCCGCCCUCCAACCAACCUCAACCGCCAGUCUGAACAAGCUACCAUCCUCCUCAUCCGGGAAGUCUUGCAACGCGGCAUCCACCUAUCGGAGGUGUUUGUGGAUGCGCUCGGCCCGACCAAGCAGUACGAAGCAUAUCUGACCUCCCAGUUCCCUGGCAUCAACUUCACGGUCACCGCGAAGGCGGAUUCAAAAUUCAAGAUCGUCGGCGCGGCGAGUGUCGCGGCGAAAGUGACACGCGACGCUUGGAUCGAAGGUUGGGUGUUCGAGGAGCUUCAACCAUUAAGCCAGAACGGAGACGGCGCUACGAAGGGAGCUGAAUCGCGAUGGGCCGAAGAGCUCGGAAGCGGGUAUCCCUCUGAUCCCAAGACGCAGGCAUGGAUCAAGAGCUCGCUUGAUCGCACGUUCGGCUUUCCCUCGCUCGUCCGUUUCUCCUGGACCACUAUCAAGGUCGUCCUGGACAAGGAUGCACAUACUGUUGAGUGGACUGACGACGGCCAAGCAUCGCUGGUGACAGCCUUUGAGAGUGCGACGGGGCGAGACAAGGAUCGCUGCUUCGUCGCGAGGGAACUCAGUAUCAAGAGCGUUGGCGCGUUAUAA
This is a messenger RNA of Sparassis crispa, 960 nucleotides long. Its product is annotated as Ribonuclease H2 subunit A. The coding region runs from base 1 to 960 and encodes 319 amino acids. NCBI's taxonomy places the organism in Eukaryota, Fungi, Basidiomycota, Agaricomycetes, Polyporales, Sparassidaceae. Gene Ontology annotation, biological process: DNA replication, removal of RNA primer; mismatch repair. The transcript has 6 exons. The record is from RefSeq and is a predicted model, not a curated record. Gene Ontology annotation, molecular function: RNA-DNA hybrid ribonuclease activity; RNA binding. Gene Ontology annotation, cellular component: ribonuclease H2 complex.